CGGCGAUCAGUUGCCAAACAAACGCUAGAGAGCGUGGACGAGAUCUUGCCAAACGAAUAGCGCUCAAAGGCAGAACGGGUUGAAUCGGUUCGGUUUGGACUGGAUUGGUGUUCCAAUCUGGCCAAAAAACACCUUUGUGUGUACAGGCAUACGGAUGAAAUCGACAACAAAACAGAGGCACGAUGCCGCGCAAGCUGCUUAAAUUCCUUAUCAUCUUCGACAACACUUCCCUCCUGUACUUCCCGGGCCAGUUCCUCUCCGGACGGGUUCUAAUCGAAUUGCAGGACGAGACACCUGCUUUUGGACUUCAUUUUCAUGUGGUAGGCGAAGGGGUGGUGCGCAACGGGCGCCGACAGGAGAGGACAUACGACAAGGAGAACUAUAUCGACUUUCGGAUGCGACUUCUGGGGGACGUAGACCAAGGAGGUCCAGCCAUACUCUCGCCAGGAAUUCACAGCUUCCCUUUCAAACUCGGCUUGCCGCUGGGUCUGCCAUCUACAUUUCUCGGUCGGUAUGGCUGGAUUCAGUUCUACUGCAAGGCGGCGCUCCGCGAGAACAAUGGUAUUAUCCACAAGAACCACCAGGUCUUUAUUGUGAUGAAUCCCAUCGACCUAAACCUUGAAAAGCCCAUCUUAGCACAACCGUUCACCUGCGAAGUGGAGCACAAGCUAGGCGUCGUCUGCGUUGGCGGAGGUCAAAUAAAAUGCAGAGUGUCCCUUGAUCGCGGAGGGUAUGUGCCCGGCGAGAAUAUUCUGGUCACCGCAUUCAUAUCCAACUACAGUAAUGUGUCCAUUAAACGGACAAAGGCAUCCCUCACGGAGACCAUCGAGUAUUUGGCGCGUGGGAAGGUGGUGCAAACGGAAAAGCGGGAGCUGGCUGUCUUAGUUCGUGGCAAGAUCCGUCCGGGGGCCAAAGACGAGUGGCACAACGAGCUUUAUGUUCCACCCCUGCCGCCGACCAAUCUGCAUGGCUGCCACCUCAUCAAAAUAUCCUACGACGUCUUCUUCGUAAUCGAACCCAAGUCCAUGGAGAAGGAGAUUAAGCUACAGCUUCCUAUCGUGCUUGCGACGUACCCCUUUCGACACUCCGGCGAUGCGGUCAAUGCCAACACCUGGCCGGAAUCGGUGCUUAAGCCGGACACGCACACCCACUAUCCGUCCACCCUACCCAUAUUCCGGCCCUGGCUGCACGAGAAGCCUAGCGAGGCAUAGUCCCAGCUUUUAGGAUUGCUGUGUAUCAUAACUUGUUAAGACCGAUUUGCGCCAUACAACAAUUUAAACUUAUUUAACUCAUA
This is a messenger RNA of Drosophila mauritiana, 1294 nucleotides long. It is a transcript of the gene Vdup1, whose product is annotated as arrestin domain-containing protein 4. The transcript is spliced from 4 exons. Gene Ontology annotation, cellular component: cytoplasm. Lineage: Eukaryota; Metazoa; Arthropoda; Insecta; Diptera; Drosophilidae. The record is from RefSeq and is a predicted model, not a curated record. Gene Ontology annotation, biological process: protein transport. The coding region runs from base 183 to 1211 and encodes 342 amino acids.